Messenger RNA from Salvia hispanica, 1810 nucleotides. RefSeq names its product indole-3-pyruvate monooxygenase YUCCA2-like. The record is from RefSeq and is a predicted model, not a curated record. Gene Ontology annotation, molecular function: NADP binding; N,N-dimethylaniline monooxygenase activity; flavin adenine dinucleotide binding. Lineage: Eukaryota; Viridiplantae; Streptophyta; Magnoliopsida; Lamiales; Lamiaceae. Gene Ontology annotation, biological process: auxin biosynthetic process.
UCUAUGUUUGAAGUGAGUAUUUAAUCUUGAAUUGAAUGCAGGUUGAAAAAAACACAGAUUCAAAUCACGAGUGGAUAAGAAGUAAUCCCUGUUUUGUAGGACUCCAUAUCACACUCAAUCUCUCAUCUCCCCUAUUACUCAUCCCUUCUUCUUCUUCUUCUUCUUCUUCUUCUUCUUCCUAUCAUCAUCAUCAUCAUGCUCUCGAUUUAAUCACAUUAACACACAUGGAAAUUGAUUAUAUAAAAGAGAUGCAGCAGGCAAAUAUGAUCUCCUCCUCCUCCUCCGCGCCUCGGCCUAGGGUUAUUGCGGGCCCGGUCAUCGUGGGCGCGGGCCCCUCAGGGCUAGCCGCGGCAGCGUGCCUCAAAGAAAGAGGCGUCCCUUCGCUAAUCAUCGAGCGAUCCAACUGCAUCGCGUCGCUAUGGCAGCUCAAAACCUACGACCGCUUAAAACUCCACCUCCCGAAGCAAUUCUGCGAGCUCCCUCUCAUGCCGUUCCCGUCGCACUUCCCCACCUAUCCCGACAAGCGCCAGUUCGUCCAGUAUCUGGAGGCCUACGCGGAGAGGUUUGGAAUCAGGCCGGUGUUCGGGCAGGCGGUGGAGAGGGCGGAGUACGAUGACAAGCUGGAGAUGUGGAGAGUGAAAACGGCAGCGGCGGCGGAGGAGUAUGUGUGCAGGUGGCUGAUUGUGGCGACGGGGGAGAAUGCGGAGGCGGUGGUGCCGGAGAUGGAGGGGCUUACGGAGUUUGGCGGCGUGGUGCACACGAGCGGCUACAAGAGCGGGGAUGUUUAUGAAGGGAGGAGAGUGCUGGUCGUCGGCUGCGGGAAUUCCGGGAUGGAGGUUUGCUUGGAUCUCUGCAAUCACAAUGCAACCCCUUCUCUUGUCGUUAGGGAUACAGUGCACAUUCUACCAAGAGAGAUGCUGGGGAGAUCGACUUUCGGGCUGUCCAUGUGGCUGCUAAAGUGGCUGCCUAUAAACAUUGUCGACCGGUUUUUGCUCGUCUCGUCAUGGCUCUUACUAGGCGACACGGCCCGGUAUGGGCUCGACAGGCCCAAGGUAGGGCCUCUCGAGCUCAAGAGUCUAUCCGGGAAAACCCCGGUUUUGGACGUGGGAACCCUUGACAAGAUCAAAAGUGGAGACAUCAAGGUACGCCCAGGGAUUAAAAGGCUAAGGUACAAAUCAGCCGAAUUUGUGGAUGGAAGAGUGGAAAAUUAUGAUGCAAUAAUCCUAGCAACUGGUUACAAAAGCAAUGUGCCAUGUUGGCUAAAGAAAAGUGAGAUGUUUUGUGAGAAAGAUGGGCUCCCAAAAAGGCCAUUUCCCAAUUGCUGGAAAGGCGAGUGUGGACUAUACGCGGUUGGGUUCACCAAACGCGGCCUUCUCGGGGCAUCCAUUGAUGCCAAGAACAUUGCUGCUGACAUCGAGGGCUCUUGGAAGGAAACCAUCUCACAGUCCAAAUAUUCCCCGAGUUUCAUGCAAAAGCACCUUUAGUCCAAAUACUUGCCGAGUUUAUUCCCUUUUUAGGUCAUCGAAUGUCCGGCUAAUCAAUCUUGGAAGGGACGGGCCAUGCCCGACCCUUAGUGCCCGAUGGGGUUUGAUAGAGAAUGCGGGAUGGACACGAACAAGAGCGAAAAUGGGAUGUAAGAAAAUUGGAGAAUUUUUGGGGGUACUAAUAUUUGAAGUACAAAGGUUGGUGCCAUUGGAAUCUCCAUGGAAAAUUAAGGUUGAUUUUGUUAGGGUUAAUAGUAGUAGUACUAGGUGCAUUGCAUUUUGUACAGGUAUAUUUUCUUCUCUAAUUUCACUAGCGAUUUAUUGAA